AUGAAUGCCCAAGGAAGUGUCGGGGGAUACGAUUCUGAUGAGGAACCUGAGCCUUUUGCUCCUCACAUCUCGGCAUUGCCAUACCCCCAAGGGUUCAAGAUGCCCACUAUGACAAAAUAUGAUAGAAGUACUGACCCGGGAGCCCACAUUAGUGAUUUCAACACAUUAAUGAGGACAAGCCAUGUGAGUGGCGAUCUGAAGUGCAUGUUAUUCCCGGUGACCUUGACAGGAGCAACAAAAACAUGGUUCAACAAAUUCAAGAAGCAUUCAAUCACCUCUUGGGACAAAUUGUCGAGUGAUUUUAAAAAAGAAUUUCGUGCUGCCAGGUCUCGAAAACCUGAUAGCUCUUCCUUGGCCAAUGUAAAACAACAACCCGGUGAGAGUCUAAAGGCCUAUAUUGAUAGGUUCAACAUCGAGGCGGCCAAGGUGAAGAACGUUGAUGACAGUGGGAGACUCAUGGCCUUGGGGGCAGGCAUAACUCAUGGAUCUUUACUAUGGGAUAGCCUCCAAGGGAGAAGUGCCCCCACUAUUGACGAAUUUAUGAAAAGGGCCCAAAAAUAUAUAAACAUUGAGGAAGCCAGGUUAGCUAACAACCUGCCUCUUCCCUCAGGACAACCUGUUUCAGCUACUACAACAACAACUUCCACCAACCCAAAAGCAACAACUGCCAACCCUCCAGCUACCAAUAACUCUGGGCACAAUAAUAAGAGAAAGGGCGACAAUGGAGGAGAUCAGAACAAUGCCAAAAAGAGCAAAGGUUAUCAGUCCAUGUUCACAAUAUACUCCGAACUUGUGGAGACACAAGAAACCAUAUAUGUGGCAAACGAACAUCGGGUGGCCUUUCGGAUACCUGAACCCUUGAAAGGAAGUCGUGCGAAUAGAGAUCCAUCCAAGUAUUGCCAAUAUCAUAAAGACAUUGGCCAUACCACCAACGAGUGUCGAAACUUGAGGGAUGAGAUAGAGACUCUUAUACGGGGCACCUGGAAACAAUACUCCUAA
Cannabis sativa is the source of this 999-nucleotide messenger RNA. RefSeq lists its product as uncharacterized. Lineage: Eukaryota; Viridiplantae; Streptophyta; Magnoliopsida; Rosales; Cannabaceae. The record is from RefSeq and is a predicted model, not a curated record. The transcript is spliced from 2 exons. The coding region runs from base 1 to 999 and encodes 332 amino acids.